This is a messenger RNA of Spodoptera littoralis (African cotton leafworm), 532 nucleotides long. Lineage: Eukaryota; Metazoa; Arthropoda; Insecta; Lepidoptera; Noctuidae. The record is from the annotation of a GenBank genome assembly.
UCAUUAUGACCUUGGCACCCUUACCCAGAUUGAGUGUCCCUGGGUUGGACGGCGCUGCUGGGCGCGCUACUGCUGCUGACGCUGGCAGACCGCGAGGAUCUCUGGUGCUGCACAGGAUCGAGUGGUCCACUCUGCUUUUCUUCGCCGCGCUCUUUGUGCUUAUGGAGACUUUGUCCAAAUUAGGGCUGAUUGGCUACAUCGGAGGCUGGACAGAAGCUCUUAUACUUCGAGUAGAUGAAAGUGAUCGAUUGGCUGUAGCCCUUAUCAUAAUGAUCUGGGUAUCUGGUAUAACAUCAGCGUUUGUGGACAACGUACCUCUGACUACUAUGAUGGUUCGAGUUGUGACGUCAUUGGGCACCCAUCCUACGCUUAACCUGCCCAUGGAACCGCUUAUAUGGGUGUUAUCCUUCGGCGUCUGUUUGGGAGGCGAGUUUUUAUACAACUUUAUAACUGGGGAAUGCGUCGCUCACGAAUGAUCCGAAAUCUUUGUAUUCAAAAGUUGAGCCAUGGAAGACUUCAAUAUGGGUUUGCC